AUGCUCUGGAUCGGAGCCGAUGGGCGCCGGACAGUGGAAGGGACUGGGGAACCCAAGUGGACCUUAGCCUCUUCCCGCCGCAGCCCGGGCCGCCCCAGCCAGCAGCCGGCCCUUACCUGCGGCGGUCACGUGGUGAAGAAGAGCGGUUUGGCCGAAGCUCAGGUCCCGGGCGGCGCGGAGAGCGGCUGUUCCCGGGGGAGCAGCCAGAUGGGGAACUACCCCCAGGUCAGGCCAAACUCUGUCUUGAUUUUCACUUCGAAAAAGAAAUCAAAUUGGCUGUCUGCUGAGCCACUAAUUGGGAAUGCCAACUUCUCAUUCAUUCAUUCCUUGUUCUUCAAAUGCUUAUGGAGAUCCUACUUUCAACAAGGCAGAGCGCGCAUAUCAGGUGGCACUGUGCCCUCUGGAGACCACUGGGAACGCAGGGCCCAGGGAGAAAGCUACACGAGCUUCAUCCUGGAAGAGAAUUGGAUCAAUAGACAGCACCAUGAGCAGCAGAUCAAGCCCACGGACAUGACCACGUGUCAUCUUGGCCCUGCUUUCAACAUCCCCAAGCAUUCUCAUGCUCUUUGUCACGUUGUACCCCACAAUCCUAGGAAGGGGGUCAUUCUCAGGCCUCUUUGACAAGUAGGGAAACUGAGGGGCAGGCAGAGUGAGCAGGGGACUUGCCCAAAGUCUCAAAGCUGGUUGAUGGGGCUGGGCUUCCUCUCCUGCUUUGACCAAUCAGAGUCAUUGGAGGGUUCGGCCACUCACCUCUACAGGCCAUUCUUACUCUCUAUGGUCUUCCUUUCUCUCAACUUUGACCUUUCCCCACCUUGGUUUCUUCCCCCCAUCCCUCACCUUCCUUGUCUCCAUUUUCAGUUUGCUGUGGACAUUGCUUCACACGUUCCUUCCUCCUCAAUGAAUCUGUCUCAGGAUUGCACUUACUUUUCCUUCAAUUUUGCAUUUACAGUAGAAUCCAAUAGAAUUCCAGUGACUGACAAGUGUAUAGGCAUUUUAUGACAAUGAGAACAACGUCAGGCACAAUUUGACCAACAGAACAGUACAUCCAUGUCCAAAAGUGCCCUAUAAUGUGUACUGGAUUAGAAAUCCAGGCUAUGAUUGGGACAGCUGACUCUUCCUUGAGGGACUGGAGAAAACUACAGUAAUAGAGCAUUCUUUCAUAUAGCCCACAACAGAUGUAUUUCAACAAUUCCAUCUUUAUCCCACAAUACCAACCUCCCACCAUAGCUCCAUCACAGCGUUCCUGCACCUUUCCCAAUAUUGUUCAUUUAAUUCCCCCAGAAAAGAACAAAAAGGGGCUUCCCUGGUAGUCCAGUCGUUAAAACUACGCUCUUCCACUGAGAUUCCACAUGCCGCGUGUGCGGUGCAGCCAAAAAAAAAAAAAAAGAAAAGAAAAGAAAAGAAAAUAGAAAAAGAAGUCAAUUUUAUCAACAUAUAUUUGUUCAGGAAUCAAGUCUGCAGACUUUAGGUGCUCUGGGCCUAGAGCAGCUGCUUCUCUCUCCUACUGGUCUCUGUUCCUUCAAGAGAGUAUACGUUAGAUCGUCCCCUGAAAGGAAGGGAAAUUAGCUAAUGAGCAAAUCACCCAAUUUUACCCACUAGGAAUUUUUUUUUGUAGCUCUUAAGUUUGGGAGGAAACUUGACAAUAUCUAUCAAAAGUCCAUGUGCAUGUGCCCUUUGACUCAGCAGUUCUGUUGAUAGUGGCUCACCCAGGGCGGUGAUGAUUUUGUGCAAAUUAGAAAAAAGAACCUCUUCUUCAAGACAUUUUAUGUCUAUCUGCCAAGAAAGUAUCAUAAUAAGUAUUUAAAAUUAUGACGUCCACCUGAAACUAACACAACAUUGUAAAUCAACUCUACUCCAAUAAAAACUUUUAAAAUAUAUAUAUAUAUAAAAUAUUUAAAAAAUAAAGUUAUGAUGUCUACAAAGUGAUUGGUGCCCACACAGAUGAGGCACUUUGUGCAGUGUACAACCUAUGCAACUGUAUACGUUAACCCUGGUUACCUUGUAAAUACAUAUGAAGAAUGACAUCAGGA
Balaenoptera ricei (Rice's whale) is the source of this 2030-nucleotide messenger RNA. RefSeq lists its product as uncharacterized. Bases 1 to 621 code for a protein of 206 amino acids. The record is from RefSeq and is a predicted model, not a curated record. Lineage: Eukaryota; Metazoa; Chordata; Mammalia; Artiodactyla; Balaenopteridae. The transcript has 4 exons.